Molecule: messenger RNA, 1498 nt
Organism: Mya arenaria
Lineage: Eukaryota; Metazoa; Mollusca; Bivalvia; Myida; Myidae
Product: phytanoyl-CoA dioxygenase domain-containing protein 1 homolog
Exons: 10
Coding region: 152-1291 (379 amino acids)
Source: RefSeq, a predicted model, not a curated record
AUUUUUAAUAUUGACGGUUUACUGAAGUUUUUAAAAGAAAGAAAAACGCGUUGAGGAAAUGCAGAAGAUUGUGUAUUCAUUUUAAACAUAGUAUAUUAGCCUACCUAAAAGGUGUAUACGGUUAUAAUUUGCAGAAGUUUGAAUUAAAGAAAUGGCCGAAACAAUUGAACAAGAUGCAACGAAAUAUCCUGGUUUUACAGGAGAGUGCCACCCUGGGCCUUUCACCACCAUGCCUGCUCAGCCCACAGAGAAAAAGCCCGGACAGCUGCCCCUGGAGAAGGUCCAGGAAUACUUCGACCAGGGCUUUACGGUAGUUGAAGGGUUUUUCACAGAGGAAGAAAUAGAGCCAUGUCGGCAAUCGUUCGCCCGUUUGAUUGAUAACAUAGCCCAAAAGUUAUAUGACACUGGCAAAGUAAAAAACCUAUAUUCGGAGUGCAACAUGAGUGAGCGGCUAAUACGACUGGAGAAGGAAUGGCCGGGAGCCGUCCUCAUGCUCCUGAAACUCGGCAAACUCACGCCGGAGUUCGAGGCGAUGUACCAGAACGAGAAGCUCCUUAACGCCAUCGAGCAGCUGGUGGGGCCAGAGAUAGGGGCUAGCCCCGUAUGGAACACCCGGCCUAAGACUCCCAGCCAUAAAGAGACGGACGUUCCCUGGCACCAGGAUUCGGCGUACUUCGACUUGGAGAGCUAUAAGUCUUUGAUUGCCACAGCAUGGAUCGCAUUUGUUGACGCCACGGAGGAAAAUGGCUGCAUGCAGUUUGUGCGCGGAGGCCAAAGGAAGGGUAUGGUUGUCGUCCAUGAGUGUUGUGACAACUUCUACCUCAUGAUUAAAGAGGAUGAACUCGUCAACAGGCUAGGAGUGGACCCGGAGAAGGACUUCAUAACGUGUCCCGUGAAGGCGGGCGGCGUCAUCUUCUUCAGUAACAUGGUCCCGCAUCGCAGUAUUCAGAAUCGUUCGGACCACAUCCGGUUUGCGAUGGACCUGAGGUACCAAGACCCGAACCGACCAUGGGGUUUCUACGGUAUGAGCAAGGGAAUACUGCUCCGCUCCCCCGCCAAGCCCGAUAAUAUUCCUGACUGGGACUUUUAUGGGAACCAAGACAGAUACUCAAAGAUCGAUAAACUUGUCGAAAAGAAGUCGGGCGACCACCUCGACGAGUUCAGCCCAUUUCUGACUGGACCGCAUAUGGACGCUUGGAAAGUAGCCGUCCCCAGCAUCCACACUGAGCAGUUCUUCAAAGAGCAGCGCGAGAAAGAAAAACAACAGCAACAAGAACAACAGCAACAAUAGCUGCAUUCGUUGUGAUCGUGCUGCCAAAAGCUAUAACAGACUGCUUGUAAAUUGUGAUUGUUAGGAAUGGCAUCAUGAACUGUUAUGUAAACUGUGAUAUUGUCACUUUGUAUCGUGUAUUUAGGUGGUCGAAUCACCAACUAAUAAGAUAUUAUUUAUACUCGUGAAAAUAAUAUUCAAUCAUUAAAUGUUUUGAAGAAGUUUCAA